Molecule: messenger RNA, 1447 nt
Organism: Phalaenopsis equestris
Lineage: Eukaryota; Viridiplantae; Streptophyta; Magnoliopsida; Asparagales; Orchidaceae
Product: protein HAIKU1-like
Exons: 1
Coding region: 57-992 (311 amino acids)
Source: RefSeq, a predicted model, not a curated record
AGAGAGGAAGCAGGCGCUGUUUUCACUUCCGUUCAUCAUCUACUGAUCGCGCAGACAUGGAUCAAAACUCCAAAACCUAUCACCACCAUCCCCUUGGUGUAAACAAGCUCGGAAAGAGCAUCCGCAAGAGUCCACUUCAUCAGCCCAAUUUCCACAAACUUCCUCCCCCGGCGACUGCGACACCGCCGCCGCCGCCCCCCCAGGUGUACAACAUCAGCAAAAGUGACUUUCGAACCAUCGUGCAGCGGCUCACUGGAAGUCCCGCUCGCGAUCCUGCUGGCCCUGUAAACGUUUCCGCGCAGGCAAGGCCUCCUCAACCCAAACCUCCCAGCUCCCGGCUCAUGAAAAUCCGGCCGCCACCCCUCAAUCCGAUCUCCCGCCCCCCGCCGCUUCCUUUGCAGAGUUCGGCGCCGAAUCAAAACCCUAAUCCGAAUCCCGGCUUCUACCCGCGGCCAGCGCAGUCGCCGGCUGCCCUCACCGGCGCCGCUUGGACCGAUUCGCCGGUAUCCGCAUAUAUGAGGUACCUCGAGACCUCUCUUCUCAGCGCAGAUAGCUCUAGGCGUGCCCCCGCGCAGGGCUUGCUGCCAGCGCAUUUUCCCUCGUCUUCGUCUCCGAGGGGAAACCCUCCUUCUUAUGUAAGUUUAUCUCCGAGGGGAAACCCUCCUUAUGCAAGUUCUGUGCCGGCUUCCAUGCAACCGGGGCUUCUGCUAUCUCCUGGAUCUCAGUUCCUCUUACCGUCUCCAAACUCACUGUCACGAUUGCCGUCUCCAAGCUCUUUCUUGAAUCUUCUAUCACCAAAAUCGCCCUACCCAAUACUUUCUCCCGGAUUUCAGUAUCCGCAGCCAUUUAGCCCAAAUUUCUCUUUCUCACCAUUGCCCCAAUCCGGAUUAUUGGGGCCGGGGUCUCAGCCUCCGCCUUCUCCGACUCUAUUGUUCCCACCUUCACCCUCCGGCUUCCUACCUCUGACGAGCCCUAGAUGGAGGGACAUGUAGUAUUUUCUUACAGCCCGAAGUGCUGAAAUCUUCAUGGUGUGUGGUCCGGAUGUCUUUUUUAUUCACUAUACUUCCAUUGCCAAGUUUCUUUCUGUAUCAUCAACGCUGGAACACACAAUCAACCGCGAUUGAGUUCUGCUUCGAUCAUAAGAGCAGGAAAUGAAACUGUAACUAUUGGUUCCAGCAAAGCAAGCUGGCUUUUUUCCUCAAGAGACAAGGUUUGUGCAGCUCAAUCAAUCUCUUGUUUGCUUUUUGACUCGUUAAUGAUAGUGCUGAAUACUUGUUAGGGUAUGAAUGAGCUUAUUGAUUUUGUUUGCCAAGGAUUAUUUUGAUGAUAGAAGUUGUGUUAUUUGUGUCUGUCUGAAUGGUCUAUUUGUUCUGUAUGUAUUUUGCUUAAAGCCUCAAAUUUCAUAUUUGAAUUCUUUAUGAGUUUUUGAAGUUACUGUACACUAAGU